Carya illinoinensis is the source of this 1728-nucleotide messenger RNA. Its product is annotated as tubulin beta-6 chain-like. Gene Ontology annotation, biological process: mitotic cell cycle; microtubule cytoskeleton organization. NCBI's taxonomy places the organism in Eukaryota, Viridiplantae, Streptophyta, Magnoliopsida, Fagales, Juglandaceae. Gene Ontology annotation, cellular component: cytoplasm; microtubule. Gene Ontology annotation, molecular function: structural constituent of cytoskeleton; GTP binding; GTPase activity. The transcript is spliced from 3 exons. The record is from RefSeq and is a predicted model, not a curated record. Bases 146 to 1489 code for a protein of 447 amino acids.
AAGACUGCAACUUUCUAUAAAGAAAGAGACACCCACUCCCGUCCCCACAUUUCCAUUCAUUUUUAACAUUUUUUCUCUCUCGUAUUUUCUUCACUCACAAAACUCUCUCUGCUUUUUCUCCUUUUUGGAUUAUCACUAAGCGAAAAUGCGUGAGAUCCUUCACAUCCAAGGUGGCCAGUGUGGGAACCAGAUCGGUGCCAAGUUCUGGGAAGUUGUGUGCGCCGAGCACGGCAUAGAUCCAACUGGGAGGUACCAGGGUGAGUCUGAUCUUCAGCUGGAAAGGAUUAACGUGUACUACAAUGAGGCGAGUUGUGGGAGGUAUGUGCCUCGCGCUGUUCUCAUGGAUCUUGAGCCUGGUACCAUGGACAGCGUUAGGACCGGUCCCUACGGUCAGAUCUUCCGUCCGGACAAUUUCGUUUUCGGUCAAUCUGGCGCCGGGAACAACUGGGCUAAAGGGCAUUACACCGAGGGCGCGGAGCUUAUCGAUUCCGUGCUCGAUGUGGUCCGUAAAGAGGCUGAGAACUGCGAUUGCUUGCAAGGAUUUCAGGUGUGCCAUUCUCUAGGAGGAGGAACUGGAUCUGGUAUGGGUACCCUUUUGAUUUCCAAGAUCAGAGAGGAAUACCCAGACCGAAUGAUGCUCACUUUCUCUGUUUUCCCCUCCCCAAAGGUCUCCGACACCGUCGUUGAGCCUUACAACGCAACCUUGUCCGUCCACCAGCUCGUUGAAAAUGCAGAUGAGUGCAUGGUUCUUGAUAACGAGGCUCUUUACGACAUCUGCUUCCGGACCCUCAAGCUCACAACCCCAAGUUUCGGAGAUCUGAACCAUCUGAUCUCUGCAACCAUGUCUGGGGUUACAUGCUGUUUGAGAUUCCCUGGCCAGCUCAACUCCGACCUUAGAAAGCUCGCCGUUAAUCUAAUCCCCUUCCCUAGGCUCCACUUUUUCAUGGUGGGUUUCGCUCCCUUGACCUCCCGCGGUUCCCAGCAGUACAGAGCCCUGACUGUACCAGAGCUCACUCAGCAAAUGUGGGAUGCGAAGAACAUGAUGUGCGCAGCAGACCCACGACACGGUCGCUAUCUCACGGCCUCGGCUAUGUUCCGGGGGAAAAUGAGCACCAAGGAAGUCGAUGAGCAGAUGAUUAAUGUUCAGAACAAGAAUUCCUCUUACUUCGUGGAAUGGAUUCCGAACAAUGUCAAGUCCACUGUCUGUGAUAUCCCACCAACAGGGUUGAAAAUGGCAUCGACUUUCAUUGGGAACUCUACUUCUAUCCAGGAAAUGUUCCGCCGUGUGAGUGAGCAGUUCACGGCCAUGUUCAGGAGAAAGGCCUUCUUGCACUGGUACACAGGGGAAGGCAUGGACGAGAUGGAGUUCACUGAAGCCGAAAGCAACAUGAACGACCUGGUCUCUGAGUAUCAGCAGUACCAAGAUGCCACGGCCGAUGAGGAUGAGUACGAGGACGAAUACGAGGAAGAAGAAGCUAAUGAAGUGUGAUGUUGUGAGUGAUAUAUCUGCAACAAGCCGCAACUCUCGGUUGCCAGUCUCUGUCAAAAAAGUGGGGUUAUUCCGGGUAGCUUUAGGCCUCAUAUUGAUGUCAAUCUUAAGUGUUUUCCUGGUUUUUUGUUUUUCUGUAACAUUGCACUCGAGGAGAGCAUGUGCGUUCAUAUAAUAUUCUUAGGUGAAGACUUGAAGUUUAUUUAUCUAUAUAUAUUGAUGCUGCUUAUCUGGAUCAA